UCCUCCCCAGUGUCUGCCACAGAACACUGGCUAUACAUAUGCACUCAGGGCAUCCAGAAGCAGCUGGAGAUAGCCAAAGCAAGUGAGGAUGAUGCACGUAGUCGGAUUUUGACUAUACUUAUAAAGCUAGAACUAGAGUUGUCCCAGAUAAAAUCAGAGGUGUCAGCUAUGGUAAGUGUGAAGAGGAGUUGUGGGAAAAUAGAUGCCAUUCAUGAAAAAGUAGAUGCACAGGUCAAAGAAUCUGUCAAGCUGAUGCUUUUUGGCGAUAGACAAGAAGUGUUUCCCGAACAGGUCUUCCACUGGCUUACAUCCGAUUUUGUGACAAAAGCUGAUCAUCAGACUGAACUGCAGAAAGUGGAGAGUCAGACCCUCAGCGCUAUUCGUGUACACUUGUCUGAAUUAGAAGAAAAACUAACAUCUAAAUUCGGAAUUAAUGCUGUGACCAAUGCAAGGAUCACAGAAGAGCAAGUACAGACUAUUGUAAACAAGGCACUGAAACUCUACUCUGAAGACAGGACUGAUCUGGUGGAUUUUGCCUUGUUAUCUGGAGGUGGCAGCAUUCUGAGUACUCGCUGUACUGAAACCUACAAUGCCAGAAAAGCAGUGGUUAGCCUCUUGGGAAUUCCUCUGUGGCACGUCACUCAGUCUCCCAGAGUGGUGAUUCAGCCCGAUGUGAAUCCAGGAAACUGCUGGGCUUUCAAAGGAUCACAGGGACAUCUUGUGAUCAGACUUUCAAUGAGGAUCUAUCCAACUGGCUUCACAAUGGAACAUAUACCAAAAACACUUUCACCAACAGGGACUAUCACCAGUGCUCCCAGGAAGUUUUUAGUAUAUGUAAGUCUGCCUCUGAACUUCAGUUGAUGUUUGUGUGCAUAAAGAGUAUUUGUGUUAUCUUGUAAAAUAACGACUUGAGGGAAAACAGCUAAGGAGAUACAGUGUUUCAGUCACUGCUCUUCAAAUGGCUUCUACUUUUUAAUGACCUUUGAAAUCAGGAAUAAGAAAUGUUACAACUAAUUUUGGGUGUUUCGUUUCUCUUGCUUUCUCCAGUAGUAAACACUUUUGGAGGGAGAUGAUGGGUUUUAAUUUGGUGUAAUUCUAGCAACUGGUGUUAUUCUUGAGUUGCUUUGGAUUUUGAGACUGGAAACAGAUGCAGUAUCUGAUUCAGCGAGAAUGCCACGGCGUAGUUUACCCUUAGCUGCUGCAGCACUUAAGAAAUCUAAUGCUGCAGGAAACAGUGGCUUUCAUGAGAGCUCUUCUGCUGGAAACAUGUCCUUUAUUGAGCAGCCUUCUAUGUAAGCAAUUUUUAUCACGAUGAGUUGAAUUAUUUUUCGGAGUCCUGAGACUUCCUGUUUAAACACAAUCCUACGCUUACAUACUUAACAUCAGAAUUAUCCUGUUUAAUUAGCAAUUAGGUAGCCAAGGCAGAAAUACUUUUGAAUGACCCUAACUUAAUUAAAAAGAAAAGAUAAAAGAGAUAGGACUCUGUGCAAUACAUUUUUGUAAAUGCUUUUCAAAAGGUCUGUUAUUCUUUGCUGCCUCUAAACUGGCAAGAUGCUACUGAGAUGUUUAAAUAGAGUUUUAAUUUUUGAAAGUGCAUGACUCUUUGGAACAAGCAGGAAAGCUGCUUCGCUCUAGUUUUGAUCACCUGCUGUCAUGGAACCUAUACCCUGAGGUUAAACAGAAUUUACUGUUCAAACUCCAUUAAAGCUCCACCAGCGUUAAAGCCUGGACCCAA
Messenger RNA from Strigops habroptila (Kakapo), 1735 nucleotides. Its product is annotated as SUN domain-containing protein 1-like. The record is from RefSeq and is a predicted model, not a curated record. Bases 169 to 861 code for a protein of 230 amino acids. Gene Ontology annotation, cellular component: nuclear envelope; meiotic nuclear membrane microtubule tethering complex. NCBI's taxonomy places the organism in Eukaryota, Metazoa, Chordata, Aves, Psittaciformes, Psittacidae. Gene Ontology annotation, biological process: nuclear envelope organization. Gene Ontology annotation, molecular function: protein-membrane adaptor activity. The transcript has 7 exons.